CUGGUCACAAGUUAGCGUCCUCGUCAUCAUGGCGGCCGCGAGCGCCAGCUUGCCUGCCAGCCCGCGCGAGAAGCCUGUUUAACGUGCCCUGCGCGCGCCGGGGCAGAACGUUCGCCUCCGCUUAGCUCCGCCCCUCUCGCGCGACUCCUCCCUUCCCCCCCCCCCUCCGCUCUUUCUCCCACCAUAGCUAGUAGUAGAGCCGCCAACCUAGGCCGGAGUAGCGAGCGGAGGACCCAGGGGGAGCCGCCUUCGCCGCCGCCCAUCGCCCUCCGAGAGGCAGCCUGCGGGGUAGGCCUUGCCGGGGCCUCAGCUGAGCCGCCGCCAUGCAGAUCACGUUGAAGACGCUGCAGCAGCAGACCUUCAAGAUAGACAUCGAUCCCGAGGAGACGGUAAAAGCAUUGAAAGAGAAGAUUGAAUCAGAAAAGGGGAAAGAUGCUUUUCCUGUAGCGGGCCAAAAAUUAAUAUAUGCAGGUAAAAUACUUAACGAUGAUACUGCUCUUAAAGAGUACAAAAUCGAUGAGAAAAACUUUGUUGUGGUUAUGGUGACAAAACCCAAAGCAGCAGCAGCAGCAGCUGUUCCAGCUCCAUCACCAGCUACAACUCAGCAGUCAAGUGCUGCCAUCACUACUGUUAGCUCUUCUACGAUAGCUGCUGCAGCCCCAACACCAGCACCUGUCCCAGCCCCAGCUUCUGGACCAGUUUCAGUUCCUGCACCAGCUGCUCCAACACCAGCUGCAGUAGCUUGUGAGCCUGCACCAGUAAGUGCCCCCGUAGAAGAGAAACCAGCAGAGAAAUCAUUAGAGUCACCAGCUGACACCAGUCCAUUACCUACAGACAGGUAUGAGCAGAUUGUGGAAACCAGAGUGUCUCUUCUUAUGUUUUAUUUGGCAUUGGAAGAUAGCCUUGAAUUGACAGGUCAGUCCUAUGAAAAUAUGGUGACGGAGAUCAUGUCAAUGGGAUAUGAGCGAGAGCAAGUGAUUGCUGCAUUGAGAGCCAGCUUCAACAAUCCUGACAGGGCAGUGGAGUACCUUCUAAUGGGAAUCCCUGGGGACAGAGAGAGUCAAGGUAUGGCUGAUCCCCCUCAAGCAGCCACCACUGGUGCUUCUCCAUCCUCAGCAGUGGCAGCAGCAGCAGCGGCGGCGGUAACUACUACUACUACAACUACUACUACUAGUUCUACAGGAGGACAUCCACUUGAAUUUUUACGAAAUCAACCUCAGUUCCAGCAGAUGAGGCAAAUUAUUCAGCAGAAUCCAUCUCUUUUACCUGCGUUGCUACAGCAAAUAGGACGGGAAAAUCCUCAGCUAUUGCAGCAAAUAAGCCAACAUCAAGAGCAUUUUAUUCAGAUGUUAAAUGAGCCUGUUCAAGAGUCAGGUCAAGGGGGCGGUGGCAGUGGCGGCGGCGGUGGUGGUGGUGGAGUGGCAGCGGAAGCUGGAAGCCGUCACAUGAACUAUAUUCAAGUAACACCUCAGGAAAAAGAAGCUAUAGAAAGGUUAAAGGCACUAGGGUUCCCUGAAGGACUUGUGAUACAGGCAUAUUUUGCAUGCGAGAAGAAUGAAAAUUUGGCAGCCAACUUCCUUCUACAACAGAACUUUGAUGAAGAUUGAAAGGGAGAGACUUUUUAAAAAAUCUCACACAUCACACCAGUGCAUUACACUAGCUGUUCACUGGAUUGUCUGGGAUACUUGGGCUCAUAUCCAUGAUACUUGGUGUAAGGUAUGGGGGUGGGGUGGGAGGGGAGGGAGAAGAAAAUAUAGAAAGGACACAAGGAAAAGACAAGCAUGUCUCUGCUCUAAAUCAGCAGAUGCAGCAGAUCACAAAAUGUAAAAUAGUAUACAACCAAAAAUCAGCUUUUUUGCAGAUAUUUAGUUCCUUCUAUAAACUUGACUUUAUUUCUCCCCUCCCCUGCCCCUUCUCCCGGUUUUCACUCUUUUAGUGUACUAGUUCCCAAAAUUAGUGUGGUGCCCUGCUUUGUUUCUUCUUAAUUAACAUUGGUUUUGGAGAUAGCCUUUGCUACCUAGAAUCGACAGUCUGUAUUUCAUGGUAACACUGGAUAACGGCUUUGUAAAUUGAAGAAAAGUUUAUUUGAGCAACUGUACAACAUAAAUGCCAAAAAUGUAGGUGGAGGGGGGGGUAUUUUUUGCUGCUUCAGAUGUAUCAAAUUACUGCAAGAGACCCAUCUCGCCCAAAUGGUUGGAUUAGAAUUAUUCAAAUUUAUAAAAACCACUCAUUGUUUUAGAUUCUUAAUCAUUGAUUUGUAAGAAAUCUUUUCCUAGCCCUGUCCCCUUCUUCCUUUUAUAAUGUAAGUGGAGAGGCUAUAUACACAUGCAGAUUAAAAUUAUACUUUUUCUCUAAUGGUCAAAGACUACAAGAUAAACCUAAUUACUGAUCACGUCACCAUUACGUUUCAGUAAAGUUUUUUUUUUUUUUAGACAUUUGCAUGUUUGGGUUUGAUGUAUCCCUUUUUGUGAAUUGAGCACUUUUUAUUGCCAAUGAAGAAAAUGUAAACUCUCCAUCCUAGUAAAAGUAUUUAUGAAGAAAUGAGAUUCCAUUCUACCUAUAUUUUGUUUAAAGCAAAACUGAUCUGAUGAAUACAGCUGCAAGUAUUUCAAAACUAGGUGUCUUAAAUGCUUGUAAUCUUAUAGUUUCAAUCUCUGGGACUCUGAAGGCUAUUGUCAUUUGUACUGCUUUAAAAAGGACUGUAAUGUUCCAGUAACUUGCCUUCUCUUCUGUUUAAAAGCAUUGUGAAAUUUUUCUGCUCUUGAAGAGGUGUUCAGAACAUGGGGAGAAAAGAUGAACAAUCAAGUUAUUGGAUCCCUAAGAAUUAUGCACAUCCCCCUUUUAUUUCCUAUUAAA
This is a messenger RNA of Gekko japonicus, 2856 nucleotides long. It is a transcript of the gene RAD23B, whose product is annotated as RAD23 homolog B, nucleotide excision repair protein. Gene Ontology annotation, cellular component: cytosol; nucleoplasm. Gene Ontology annotation, molecular function: polyubiquitin modification-dependent protein binding; proteasome binding; damaged DNA binding. The coding region runs from base 324 to 1607 and encodes 427 amino acids. The record is from RefSeq and is a predicted model, not a curated record. Gene Ontology annotation, biological process: proteasome-mediated ubiquitin-dependent protein catabolic process; nucleotide-excision repair. Lineage: Eukaryota; Metazoa; Chordata; Lepidosauria; Squamata; Gekkonidae. The transcript has 10 exons.